This is a messenger RNA of Merops nubicus (carmine bee-eater), 1204 nucleotides long. Its product is annotated as transmembrane protein 183B-like. The transcript is spliced from 6 exons. The annotation marks the transcript as partial. Lineage: Eukaryota; Metazoa; Chordata; Aves; Coraciiformes; Meropidae. Gene Ontology annotation, biological process: regulation of protein stability. The record is from RefSeq and is a predicted model, not a curated record. Gene Ontology annotation, cellular component: SCF ubiquitin ligase complex. Gene Ontology annotation, molecular function: protein binding.
UGAAAUCCCUCUGUGGGCUGGAAGCUUCUUGUGUCCCUGCUGAGGAGGUUCUGUCCCUGUCAGGAGAGUCUUGUGAGAGCAGCGACGAGACGGACGCGAAGGAGAACGGCCCCGGGCGAGCUGCCUCCAGGAAGAAGAAGAGCCAGAGGCACAGAGAAAACCCUGAUGGGGGUGGUGGAGAAGAAUACCCCAUUGAUAUCUGGCUGCUGUUGGCUUCCUACAUUCGCCCCGAAGACAUUGUCAGGUUUUCUUUGAUUUGCAAGAAGGCCUGGACUGUAACCUGCACUGCUGCCUUUUGGACCAGGCUCUACAGAAGGCACUACAGCCUGGACGCCUACCUGCCGCUGCGCCUGCGCCCCGAGUCCAUGGAGAAGCUGCACUGCCUGCGGGCCUGCGUCAUCCGCUCCCUCUACCACAUGUACGAGCCCUUCGCCUCCCGGCUCUCCCGCAACCCCGCCAUCCCUGACAGCACUCCCAGCACUUUAAAAAACUCCAGAUGUCUGCUUUUCUGGUGCAAAAAGAUUGAAGGGAACAGACAAGAAGCAAUGUGGGAAUUCAACUUCAAGUUCAAAAAGCAGUCUCCCAGAUUUAAGAGCAAGUGUUACAAAGGGCUUCAGCCACCCAUUCAGUAUGAGGAAGUCCACACGAAUCCGGAUCAGGAUUGCUGUCUACUGCAGAUCACCACCUUCAACUUCAUCUUCGUGCCCAUAGUAAUGGGCAUGACAUUUACCUUGUUCACCAUCAACGUGAGCACAGACAUGAGGCACCACCGCGUGCGCCUGGUGUUCCAGGACGCGCCGCUGCGCAGCGGGAAGAAGCCGCGGCCUGACCAGGGGGUGCAGGUGGUGCUGGACCCCGUGCACAGCGUCAGGCUCCUGGACUGGUGGCACCCUCAGUACCCCUUCUCCCCCAAAGCUUAGUGCUCCCCCGAGCCUGCGGGCCCCGAGCUGGCUGAAGAGAAUCUCUAGGAACCAGGAAAUCUGAUGCGUUGGGUUUGUUUUUUUUAAUUUCUUAAAUAAAUUCUGCAGUCUCCUUGCCAGCGGGUGAAGCAGCUGAGCUGGUCUGUGUGUAGAGAACUUCUGGUCAGUGAGGGGCAGAGCUGAGUGCUAAAGCUGAAACUAUUUGUAAACACACUUUUAUGUAAAAUUCACGUUUUAUGAUUUAAAAGGAGCUCCCUGGAACUGUUGAUUUAAAAUCCUUUUGG